Staurois parvus is the source of this 323-nucleotide messenger RNA. The record is from the annotation of a GenBank genome assembly. NCBI's taxonomy places the organism in Eukaryota, Metazoa, Chordata, Amphibia, Anura, Ranidae.
GCUCAGGGAGCGCGCAGCACAUCGAUCGCCGGUCCGCUGUGUCCAAUCACAGCUGAUCACUGAUCAUCAGGGCACUGAUGAUCAGUGUGGCCCCAGAAGUGCCACGUGUCAGUGGUCAUCAGUGCCACGUGCCAGUGCCCAUCAGUGCCACAUAUCAGUGCAUACCAGUGCACAUCAAUGCCACAUAUCAGUGCCCAUCUGAGCUGCCUUUCAAUGUCACCCAUCAGUGCCGCCUAACAGUGCCAGUCAAUGCCGCCUAUCAGUGCCAUGUAUCAGUGCUGCCUUUCAGUGCCCAUCAGUGCAGCCUAUCAGUGCCCAUCACU